Molecule: messenger RNA, 1796 nt
Organism: Malania oleifera
Lineage: Eukaryota; Viridiplantae; Streptophyta; Magnoliopsida; Santalales; Ximeniaceae
Exons: 4
Coding region: 561-1502 (313 amino acids)
Source: RefSeq, a predicted model, not a curated record
GCCGUAGCAGCCCAGUACUCCACUGGAAGCCCACUGUUGCAGCCCAACUCAACUCCAGCUCUGAAGAGUUGCCCACGCUCGCGAAAGAAAUUGGAAUUUCCUAAGGAGUUUAGAGUCUGCAACAUCCCUAUUCCUCUUCUUCGUCUUGGUGUGUGUGGCAGAAUGGUGUGUGCGACGGCAAGCAGAUUUGCAGCAUCCUCCUCGGGGCUUCAUUGACGACAACUGCUCCUCUGGCUCCGUCGCUUGCUGGCCGACGCCUCCUUCGGCAGCCUGCCUCCUCCUCUGGCCUCUUCCUGGAGAUUGGUAAAGACCGAAACAACAAGAGACUACAGUUGAGACUCACAGUCACAGUCACAGUCAGAGUCAUAGCCUCAUUGAUUCAUACUCACGGGCGGUCACAAUAUAUGAAGAGGUGAGACUGCAAGUUUGCAACAAAAAGUUUAAAGAAACUCUAAGAAUCAACCUUUGCAAGAUCUGCACAGCAAGGAGAACGACGAGAGAGAGAGAGAGAGAGAGAGAGAGAGGAGCUUGGCUUGAUCUGCUACUUCAUCAACUGCAACAUGAGGAUUAGGAAGCAUGCAAAGAUCUCUUCUCUUAUGCUUUCGCAUGCUUCGACUUCUUCCCCGUCACUGCAGACACCCGUGUGCCAGCUAAACCAGUCGCCGUGGGAUGUGAUUACCUUCCCUUCUGAUUCGACCUCCUUGUCUUGCCUCCCUUCAUUUUCGUUCCUGCUUCAGAGCGAAGAAGAAGAGAGCGUCACCGCGAAUGGGAGCUUGGGAGAUUCUAUUGGAGCUGUUGAGAGUGUUGCUUCGAUGAGGAUAUCACCCGAUAGUACUGAAGAAGAAAAGCCAAACCCAAAAACGAGGCUUUAUCCCACAUUAGAGAAAGAUACUGCAAAGAAACGAGAGAAAAUAAUAGCGGAUGAGCACAAGCUGGACACCCAAUUUGAGUUCAUUAGAGGGGGAGGAGGAGAGACUAUGACCAAUAGUCCUACUAUUGCUUUGUGUUCUAAAUCAGAUGGGAGGGGUUGGCACUGCAAGAGGGAAGCUAAGCAAGGGCACACCCUAUGUGAGCAUCAUCUUGCUCAGCUUAGGUCUUACACGGCCAGUCGCCCAUCGAGCCGAAAGACUGAGAAAACGGUGGCAUCGGGCGUUGCGAUAACAUCUCACUCCACUGCCACCACCUCUUGUCCUCGUCCCAAUCGCAAGAAGCCUUUGAUUUCCACAAACCCCCAUGAAUUCUACUACUAUUCCGGAUUCGGGCCCUGGUGGGGGAAGAAGAGAGGCGGUAGCACCGGCGGAGAAUCAAACAAGACUACUGUCUCGGAGGCCACCGCGGGAACUGUUGCCUCCUUUUCGUCUCAAAUCAAUCGGACCAGCGAUAAAACUAAAGAUCUUGACUUCGUGGAGGAUGACAAUGAUGACAGAGAGGGGAACGAUGAUGGCAGACGGAAGAGAACUCGAAAGCCGGUGAAGGCGAGAUCACUGAAAUCUCUAAUGUGAUGGUGGAUUGGAGGUGGGAGUGUAGGGGUUUUGGGGUUUUGAGGUGUCUUGAUUAUCGUAAAAUUUUUUAAUGACUUUGAGCUAGAGGGUUUUAGGUGGACGUAAUACAAUGAGUUGGUUUAACGCUUAUGUUGUUUGUAUUUUGUGGUUGGUAAGAAUUGAGUUUCUCGCCCAUGAUAGGAGGGGAAUUUAUAGGCUAUGAGUUGGGUGGACUAGGAGAGUGUGUUGGUCAAAUCUUCCACGUAUAAGGUUAAUCUUGUAAAUUAUGUUAUCUGACGUGGCAUAAAUCAUUCA